Messenger RNA from Manihot esculenta (cassava), 2106 nucleotides. Its product is annotated as probable galacturonosyltransferase 9. The record is from RefSeq and is a predicted model, not a curated record. The transcript is spliced from 3 exons. The coding region runs from base 220 to 1908 and encodes 562 amino acids. NCBI's taxonomy places the organism in Eukaryota, Viridiplantae, Streptophyta, Magnoliopsida, Malpighiales, Euphorbiaceae. Gene Ontology annotation, molecular function: polygalacturonate 4-alpha-galacturonosyltransferase activity.
UUUGUUCCACAAUCAUUCUACGCCCAAAUCCAAAUGCCCAUCCUCUCAGAAUUAAAUAACAUUUAUCACCGACGCGGAAAUCGUUCCCUUUUAGAUCUCUACAUCCUCGUUUCUUUAACUCCAAUAAGAACUCUACUCGGACAAAAAAAAAAAAAAACUCUGCCCACUUGCCUACGCUGAAGUCAUCAUCCGACAAGAUACCCAGAUCGUCAAAAGGCAAUGGUGGUCGCCGUCCGUGCCACCCGAGGAAUUGGAGGUUCCACCGGAUUCAACGCUGGCCUCCGCAACUUCUUCUCUAAUCGGAUUUUGGUCUCCGCCAUGUUCACUCUUCUCUUCCUUGCUACUCUCUCUGUCCUCCUCACCACCACCCACCCGCCUUUCCCUCCUAACUACUCUCAGUCACUGCCGAGUAGCGGUAAUGAUUAUGUGCAGCAGACGUUUUUGGCAUUAAACUCUGAUCCGUUGCAAACCCGACUGGAUUUGAUAUACAAACAAGCUAGUGACCAUAUGACCCUUGUGAAUACUUAUGAAGCUUAUGCCAGAAAGCUUAAGUUUGACAUCUCUAGGCAAUUGAGAAUGUUUGAUGACUUAGCUAAGAAUUUCUCUGAACUCACAACCAAGCCCAAUUACAUUUCUUCAUUGUUUGAAUCGGAGGGUGCAGUGAAUGAGGAUGAUUUGAGGCAGUUUGAGAGGGAGGUGAAGGAAAGAGUGAAAAUUGCAAGGUUGAUGAUAGCGGAAUCGAAGGAGAGCUAUGAUAAUCAGAUCAAGAUUCAGAAGCUCAAGGAUACUAUCUUUGCUGUGAAUGAAUUGUUGAUCAAGGCCAGGAAGAAUGGGGCUUUUGCUAGUUUGAUUUCUGCAAAAUCGAUACCCAAGAGUUUGCAUUGCUUGGCAAUGAGGCUUGUGGGGGAAAGGAUUUCGCAUCCAGAGAAAUAUAGGGAAGAGGAGCCUAAGCUGGGGUUUGAGGAUCCAAGUCUCUAUCAUUAUGCCAUAUUUUCAGAUAAUGUGAUUGCAGUGUCAGUGGUGGUGAGGUCAGUGGUGAAGAAUGCAGAUGAACCAUGGAAACAUGUUUUUCAUAUUGUUACUGAUAGAAUGAACGUAGCAGCCAUGAAGGUGUGGUUUAGGAUGAGGCCUAUGGAGGGAGGUGCCCAUGUGGAGGUGAAGUCAGUGGAGGAUUUUAGUUUUUUGAAUUCUUCAUAUGCGCCAGUUUUGAGGCAACUUGAGAAUCUUAAAUUGCAGAAGUUUCAGAACAAGGCAGAGAAUGCUACAAGAGAUGCAAGUAGUAUAAAGUUCAGAAAUCCCAACAACCUGUCAAUGCUGAGUCAUCUUCGGUUUUAUCUGCCAGAGAUGUAUCCAAGGUUGCAUAAGAUCUUGUUUUUGGAUGAUGAUGUUGUGGUUCAAAAGGACUUGACAGGGUUGUGGAGGAUUGAUUUGAAUGGAAAGGUGAAUGGGGCUGUUGAGACCUGUUUUGGGUCAUUUCAUCGCUAUGCACAGUACUUAAAUUUCUCCCAUUCUUUAAUUAAGGAGCGGUUUAAUCCAAGAGCCUGUGCUUGGGCUUAUGGCAUGAAUGUAUUUGAUCUUGAUGCUUGGAGGCGUGAAAAAUGCACUGAAGAGUAUCAUUACUGGCAAAGCUUGGCUGAGGAUGGCAAUCUAUGGAAAUUGGGUACUCUUGCACCUGGCUUGAUCACCUUUUACUCAACAACAAAGUCAUUGGACAAAUCUUGGCAUGUGCUUGGUCUUGGGUACAAUCCAAGUAUCAGCAUGGAUGAGAUCAACAAUGCUGCAGUCAUUCAUUACAAUGGAAACAUGAAACCUUGGCUUGACAUCGCCAUGAAUCAAUACAAGAAUCUGUGGACUAAAUAUGUGGACAACGAUAUGGAGUUUGUUCAGAUGUGCAAUUUUGGCCUUUAGUCGAGUACCUCUGCUUUAUUGGCGUCGCACACAAUGAAGAGUUGCAAAUUUUCAUACUGGGUUACUCAUAUUCUUACCACAUUUUGGAUAUUGUCAUUAGUUGUAACUUUCAAAUUGUAUUAAACCAAAAUGAUUAUUUACAGGCAGAAAUGAUUCUUUUGACUGAAAAAAUUUCUACCCUUAAUGCAACCAGACAAA